AUGGUCGAGCAAAUCGUCUACAAGAACGACUACGAGUGGCAAGCACUUGAGCUACUGAAGAGGCAGACCUAUGCCCAUGCCAAGAGGUUCGAAACCCGCUUCCUCAUCAUGACGGGACUCUUGCAAGACAUGAACCAAGCUUUCACUGCCGUCGGAUGGGAGAACUUCGCCGACAUUGUCGAGCCAGGCUAUCAGCAGUCCCAGCCAUACCAGCCGUACCAGCAACACCAGCCAUACCAGCAGGAGAACAACGACAAUGAGGAGGAGAACAACAACAACGACGAGGAACACAAGGAUCAUGAUGAGGAGGACCCCGAUGAGGGAGAGCAGGACUCCGAUGAGGAGGACUGA
Panicum virgatum (switchgrass) is the source of this 351-nucleotide messenger RNA. Its product is annotated as homeobox protein 12-like. The transcript is spliced from 2 exons. The record is from RefSeq and is a predicted model, not a curated record. The coding region runs from base 1 to 351 and encodes 116 amino acids. NCBI's taxonomy places the organism in Eukaryota, Viridiplantae, Streptophyta, Magnoliopsida, Poales, Poaceae.